Corvus hawaiiensis (hawaiian crow) is the source of this 9002-nucleotide messenger RNA. RefSeq names its product sorbin and SH3 domain containing 1 (gene SORBS1). Bases 421 to 6900 code for a protein of 2159 amino acids. NCBI's taxonomy places the organism in Eukaryota, Metazoa, Chordata, Aves, Passeriformes, Corvidae. The transcript is spliced from 39 exons. Gene Ontology annotation, biological process: cell-substrate adhesion. Gene Ontology annotation, molecular function: protein binding. Gene Ontology annotation, cellular component: nucleus; cell-substrate junction; cytoplasm. The record is from RefSeq and is a predicted model, not a curated record.
AUGGCUUUUAUGCUUCUGGCUUUACAUGUACAUCUAGCUUUGAACCUCAUAAGCAGCAAUAUUCCAGAGAAUUUUUUUCCAGGCUCUUUUAUUUAAAGCAUAACAGUGGUCUGAACAGAAACUGUUCUGAUUGCACAGAUGUGCAAUUUUGCUUUGUGGAGUGAUUUUUACCUCAUCAAAGGAGAACAAGAAGAAAGGCAAAAAUCUGAGGAGUCCAGAACAUACCUGUAGAGCUGCAGCUUCUCUUUCUCCGAGCUCUGCCAAAGGUAUGAGCUGUUAUGUAGCAGUUGCAUGUGAAGAAAAGACAGAGUGCAAGUCGUCGUCAGAAGAUCCUGUCCUAAGCUGGGCCUGAAGAGUUCAUCCAGCUGACUGCCACAUAAACAAAAUCCAGAAGUGAAAAAGGCAAGUCCCUCUGCCACAAUGAGCUCUGAACAUGAACAAAUCGAUGUUACAAAAACUGUUGUCAAUGGGCUGAGCAGCAAUGGACAAGAAAAAGCUGUUGAUGUCCCUUUAUGUACACGUUCUAUUUCUGCCGUUAAAAUAAUCCCUGUGAAGAAAGUGAAAAGUUCUCCUCACCUAGUGCUGCCUACAGAAAUGGAUCCCACGAAAGUCUGCAGUGGAAAAGGAGCUGUAACCCUCCGGGCAACUCCAUCCUAUGAAGAGAAUCGGAAUAUCACUUCACCAUGUCCUCAGGAUGUUGAGCAACCUGAAAGUCUGGAGCCAGAAAACUCAGAAACAGAUGAUUGGAGGUCAUCGUCUAACACUGAUGCCAAUGGGGAUGCCCAACCAUCAUCUUUGGCUGCCAAGGGUUACAGGAGUGUGCGUCCAAACCUUUCUUCAGACAGCAAGCCACAGGCCCUUGCUCCUCCCCGUCCUCCUCUUCCCAAAGAGGAAAGCUUUGCAUGGCGUCCUCGCACUGACACUAAAGCGACCAACCUGUUGCCAGUGCCCAUCAUGGACUGUGUGUACCUGAAUACACCGAAGCCUUAUAUGCAGCGUGCAUCACCAAACACCAGUGCACGCUGUUAUUUGUCAUCACCUCCCCCCUAUGGCACCAGUGGGAAGCAAGGCUUGCCGGCAGGGCAUUCUCCCUCUUCAGACCCCAAAGAUGAGGUGCAUGCUGGGCAGCCACUCUUGGAAAGUCACUCCUCAUCGGGUGCAUCAUCCAUGCAACGCAGCCCUGACAGGGCAGAUCCCAGUAGUAAGUCUGGAAUGAAUUCCAGUCAUGAGACGAAGGCGGAUAAAAAGGUCACCAAACUAUAUGUAGCUUGUUUAUCUAACAGCACUUGCUCGGGCGCAUCUCAAAAUUCCACUGGCACCACACAUGACCCAGCAGCCAGCACCAGUUUGGGCGCUGAGCUCAUUCAGGCACCAGCCACCAACAUUGUUUCCUCUGUAACAGACACUGAAAAGUCUCUUCCUGCUGCUCCUCCUCCUCCUAUUCCUCCCAGGCCGUACUUUUACAUUGUCCUCAGCAAAGAUGCAGUUAGUUGUGGUGCGGGCCAGCCCUCCCGGACUCAGUCAUCACCUCCGCAAGCUGUGAGGGACAGAGUGCUCGAGCCCCAGAGCACAACUGCCACAGAGGACAGGAUGAGAAAAGAGCCUUACCUUACUCAGCAGCGACAGCCACCAUACAAGGCAAUGGGACGCAGCAUGGAUGCCACUGCCACCACCUCAGCUCAGCCUGGAGUUAUAGUAGUCCCCCUCCUCCAGGUUAAUCCAGACAGACAACAAGAAGGCAGCUCCAGCACUCCACCACCGCCUCUGGUUCCUUUUGGGCAAGGCUCCGUAUUCCCUGAGAUUGUUUCUCCUGGCUCACCCUUGACUUUUCCAACUCUAGACGAUUUCAUUCCCCCACAUCUCCAGAAGGGCUCCCACCAUAACCAAGCACCCUCCACAUCUGGCACAUUACCCUCUGUUUACCCGAAACUGCCAUUCUUCUCAUCACCACCUUCACUUGUCCCUCCAGUCACAGGGGCUUUGCACAGGGGCUUGAAGCCUGAAAUCACUGGAGUCGUCUCACAUACAGACCCAGGUCCUGUGCUAAAUGAAGUGCCCCAGCCUGGCACUGACUAUCCAACCUCCAUCACUUCCAUCAGCAAGUCUGCCUCUGCCUAUCCUUCUACCACAAUCGUCAAUCCCACUAUUGUCCUCUUGCAGCACAAUCGAGAACAGCAAAAAAGGCUUAGUAGCCUGGCAGAUUCAGUGCCAGACAGAUUAGUUCCUGAUAAAGUUGAUUCAGCACUUCUACGGGACAAGCCGGUUCAGGAGACAGUGCCAAGUGAGAAGAGGGCGGUGGAAGAAAAGAGAAGCACUGUCAAGAGCCCUCACCACAUGGCUGAUACUUCUGUCGAUGAUAUUGGGAUUCCACUGAGGAAUACAGACAGAUCAAAGGACUGGUACAAGACGAUGUUCAAACAGAUCCACAAGCUAAAUAGAGACAAUCCUGAAGAAAACCCUUAUUGCCCUACCUACAUAUUUCCUGAACUUCCUGAAAUCCAGCAAAAAACUGAAGAAGACAAUCCUUAUUCUCCUACAUACCAGUUUCCUGCGUCUACUCCUAGUCCUAUCUCUGAAGAUGAAGAUUCUGAUUCAUACUCUCCUCGUUAUUCCUAUUCUGAGGACAGCAGAACCCAGCUUUCUGUUCCCCGCUCCAAGAGUGAGAUGGACAAUAUUGAUUCAGAGAAGGUUGUGAAGAGGUCUGCCACUUUGCCACUGCCAAACCGUACUUCAUCACUGAAAUCAAGCCCAGAAAGGACUGACUGGGAGCCUCCAGACAAGAAGGUGGACACCAGAAAAUACCGUGCAGAACCCAGGAGCAUUUAUGACUAUCAGCCAGGGAAGUCCUCCGUUCUGAACAACGAAAAGAUGACUCGGGAUAUAAGCCCAGAAGAGAUAGAUUUAAAGAAUGAACCUUGGUAUAAAUUCUUUUCGGAAUUGGAGUUUGGGAAACCGCCAUUUGUUCACAUGCCUCCAAAAAAGAUUUGGGAUUAUACUCCUGGAGAUUGCUCUAUCCUUACUAGAGAGGAUAGAAAGAGUGAUCUAGAAAAAGACCUCUACCUCUACCAGACUGAGUUAGAGGCAGAUUUAGAAAAAAUGGAGAAGCUUUAUAAAGCACCACAUAAAAAGCCACAGAAGAAUACAGCAGGUGUUACUCCUCUGGAAACUUCCACAGACCAUUCUUCCUACUCCACCUAUUCACCCAACUACCAUGCAGUGAAGAGGGAGUCAGAGUUAGCUCUGGGGGACCCUGCUGCCUUGGAGAAUGAAAGGCAGAUUUACAAGAGUGUGCUGGAAGGUGGAGAUAUCCCAUUCCAGGGGUUGAGUGGUCUCAAACGACCUUCGAGCUCUGCUUCCACAAAAGUGGAUCGUAAAGGUGGGAAUGCUCAUAUGACUGCACCCUCUUCAGUUAAUAGCCGAACCUUUAACACUAGUCAUACCGGUAUGUUAGGUCACGCAUGUAAACAUAAGAAGCCCUUAUCAGCUGCCAAAGCCUGCAUUACUGAAAUCCUCCCUUCUAAAUUCAAACCCAAACUAGCAGCUCCAGCUGUUCUUGUGCAAGACAAGACGGGUAUCUUGCUGUCUCAUGAGAAAGCUCAAAGCUGCGAAAACCUUCGUAGCUCCACUGCCUUGCUUGAUAAUAAAAAGGCUUUCAUGGUAGACAUAGGGGAAAGCAUAGAAAACAUCUUGAUGAAGUCGAAGCAAGAGUAUGCCAUCAAAUCCGGCAGUACCAUGAGCCUGCAGGAGUAUGGCACCAACUCUAGGAAAGGCUACCUGUUCCCUGCCUCCAGAAAGAGUGGUAUGGAGUUUACAAUGCUCUAUAAAGACAUGCACCAGAUCAACCGGUCCAGGAUCCAUUUGGACACAGUCUCCUCCUGCAGCGUGAAGGAUAUUGCAUCUCAGUUUGAGAAUGAAGCAAAGGACAGGAUGGAGCACAGUCUUAGUCGAGAGGAUUCAGAGCAGAUCCCCAAAGACACCGUUUCCUCCCGUAUCAGUGCCUUUGAGCAGCUGAUCCAGAGAUCCCGAUCAAUGCCCUCACUUGACUUUUCUAUUGGGCUAAACAAACCUACCACUUCUCUUCAGUCUAAAACUUUGCUGAGUGCUGCAUACUCUGCAGAGAUUCUUCUGGAUUUGUCAAAAGCACACCAAGAAGAGAAGGAUGUUGCCAGCUUUGCAGAUAAAUCCUCCCGCUCCUGCAGCAAUGUGGAGGACACGGCUUCAGAUGUAAGUGAUGUCAUCCCUAUGGACACACUUUCAGCUUGCACUGAUGAGAUAGAUCUUCUCUCCAAUGCCUCCAAUGACAGUGGCAGCAGCAGCAGCAACCUCAAUGGGCCUCAGAAGCAUAAAAUAAACAGAUGCAAAGGCGCAUGCCCAGCUUCCUACACCAGGUUCACUACCAUCCGAAGGCACGAACAGCAGCAGGCCUCCAGGAACCCUGAUUCCAAAGGGGAUGUCUAUGGGGAUAGGCACAUGCUCCCCAGAAAUGUCUACCUAAUGAGCCCACUCCCGUUCCGAUUGAAAAAGCCCUUCCAACACAAAUCCUGCAGAACUCCACCCCCAGACUGCCUGGCAAGCCUGGCAGUGCCCAGCCCUGACAACCCUGACGACCCCAUACAGCUGCAGGGGAGUGUAGGAAACAAGAGUCACCACUCCCAGCACCAACCUUGCUCCAGAAGCGGGCCUCUUGCUCCCAGGCGCCGGUCCUCCUUUGACGUUGUGGAGAGGCUUAGCUACUUCCCCACCAUGGGAUCUAGCCGGGAUAGCUUCGCAGGCCAGGCUGGCACUCCUGACUCCUUAAACAAUGGGAACCCUGUUUCAUAUGCCCUCUAUCACAGCCUGGACACAAACAACAACCCGCAAAGUGAACUUGGGACGUACCUAGGAGAUUCAGAAUCACCAAGGCAUUUUGCACCAGUUGAUUACAUGGAAACUCCAGAAGAAAUUAUCCGCAGGCGGCAUGAUGAUAAAGAGAAACUUUUAGAGGACCAGAGACGGCUUAAACGUGAGCAAGAAGAAGCUGAUAUUGCCGCUAGAAGGCACACAGGGGUUAUUCCAACGCACCAUCAGUUUAUCACUAAUGAGCGAUUUGGGGAUCUCCUAAAUGUAGACGAUACAGCAAAGAGGAAAUCUGGGUCAGAGAUGAGACCUGCUAGAGCCAAGUUUGACUUUAAAGCACAGACGCUAAAGGAACUUCCUCUGCAAAAAGGAGAUAUUGUUUACAUUUACAAGCAGAUUGACCAGAACUGGUUUGAAGGUGAACACCAUGGCAGAGUUGGCAUCUUCCCACGAUCAUACAUAGAGCUCCUUCCACCAGCUGAGAAGGCUCAACCCAAAAAGCCAUUACCAUUGCAAGUAUUGGAAUAUGGAGAUGCUAUUGCUAAAUUCAACUUCAAUGGAGAUACCCAAGUGGAAAUGUCCUUCAGAAAGGGUGAAAGGAUCACGUUGAUUCGACGAGUGGAUGAGAACUGGUAUGAAGGAAGAAUCUCUGGCACCAGUCGCCAAGGCAUCUUCCCUGUCACUUACGUGGAGGUGCUCAAACGGCCAGUGGUCAAGAACGCCAUUGACUAUCCUGACCCACCAGUGUCCCUCUCCCCCAGCCGCAGCGUGACAGCUUCACCACAGUCUCCCAGCUCUGAGCUGCUCCAUACUCCAACUCCUCCGCCUUUGCCUUUUGCGCGCCGCGCUUUGUCUCCAGAGGUGCAGGCGGUCACAUCCGAGUGGAUUGCUCUGACCGUGGGAGUGUCUCCCAGCACCACUCCUGCCAUAACUCCUCCAUUGCCUCCUCUGCCUGAAGCCUCCCUCUCUCACACUGACUAUCUCUCGCCUUCUGCUGCAGCCAGCCCUUCCCCCACAGUCAGCCUCCACCAUUCUCAUCUCUCUGGCUCCUCGACUCCCAGGUCCAUUAAAUCCCCAUUGCCCUCUUCCUCAUCCAGACCUCAAUCCUCUGCCCACAGUUUCUACCAGGCCACUCCACAAAGUGAAGAAAAGUUUGUUGACUCCCCUCCUCCCAGCAUGGCCUACUCUAACUCCUCGCGCUGGGCAGUGGAGAGCCCCGAAAGCAUCCUCGCAGAGCAGCGUGACACCACUGCCAGCCAAGCCUGGCUCCAAAAGACAGGAGAGGGCAGCAGCCACCCCGAGCAGAGUGCUCAUGCUGUCCCCAAGAUCUCUGCUGAGCGCUGCCUGAAACCAUCCCAACUAGACAUGCGUGCGAGCCCAGAAAGGAGACCUGUGGGUUCCUCUGAGGACAACCAGUUGUGUCAGGAGCUAAUGGCUAUUGUUCAGGGAGGUAAAACAGAGAAAAGAGACGUGAGGAAAGGUGAUCUGGGAAAGUUUCAAAGCGGGGAAAAGAAGACUGCAGACUCAAAAGUAUUCUCUUCAUCUGCUCCUCUUUCUUCCUCUACCCUCUCUUCCUCUACUGUCACAACACAGCCACCUCCCAGACUUACACGCAGAGUCAAUAAGCCACAGCCUUCCCACCAUUCAUUGAGAGCUGGACCAGAUCUCACAGAGUCUGAAAAGAGCUAUGUGGAAGCUGUUUGCAAUGAAAUCAUAAACAUUGCAGAAAAGUCUGUUCAUUACUGCAGUACUAUUUCUCAGCCUCUUGACUCUCGCCACAAGGUGACCUCUAAUGACCAUAAAUCAUCUCUCAUCAUUUCUCAGCAACCUCAAGCACAGCAGCAAGGAGCCAGCCCUGAGCGAAGUCAAACACCACGAGACAUAGUUAGCUACCAAGCCCUCUACAGCUACACUCCUCAGAAUGAUGAUGAGCUGGAACUGAGGGACGGUGACAUUGUCGAUGUCAUGGAGAAAUGUGAUGAUGGCUGGUUUGUAGGUACAUCCAGAAGAACAAGGCAAUUUGGCACCUUCCCAGGCAACUACGUGAAGCUUCUUUACCUGUAAAAUAACAGUGAUCCCACCAUGACAAUGAUGGGAUUCCUUUUCAGAUGGUGUUUUUAAACAAUGAAGAAACAGACAAUUUAUGAAUGUAAUAGACAAGAGGUGAGAAGUGUUAGGAGGAUGUGAUUAUGUGGUACACUAUUGAGUUGAAUGUGUAAGCCCUGCUUCCAUGGAGUCAGGGUGUGAUUUGUUUGCUGAAGAAGAGACAGUUUCUAGUUUACAGUGCUGCCUUUGUGUAUUCCUCUCCCUUCCCCAGCAAGAGUUUUGAUGAUAAUCUUAAUUUGUACGGAGUACUUACCUCUGAGAAGGCUUCAGGGAAGCACAUGGUAUAGGUUUUAUUUGUGUGUUGAGAUAGGAUAGUGCUUUGGGGCAGUACUCAGCCCUGCAGCUGCUCACGUUUGUUGGAACAGUUCAGGAGGCCAGGCUUGCUGCCCAGUUUCUGCCUUGCUGAAGACUCACUUUUCUCUGCCUUCCAGUUCCAUAGAAAACCCCUCCUUCAUGUCAUGCAUCUUAAGACCCAGCAGAGGCAAAGGACAGCUGAUACAAUUAAACUGCAGAGCUCUGUGUGGAAAAGGAGUUUGGGACUGGUGGUUUAAUCCAGAGAGGUCAGCCAAAGCAUAAUGCAAAUGUGCAAAAAUCCCAAACCCUUGAAGAACGUAUUACCAAUCUCUGCAGGGUUUUUUCUUUUGUGCAGAGUGUGUGUGCGUGAGUGUAUUGUGUGCAUCAAAAUAAACUGAGUCCUGUUUUUUUAAAGAGAAAUCAGCCUAGCUUUGACAUUUUUCUGCACAAAGAAUAGAACCAAUAAACAGAACAUCUGUGAGGGCGAAUCCUGUUUAUGUGUCCUACGGCUGUUCACUUUCUCUGCUCCUCCUGCCCUGUUGCUGGCCCUAAAGGAUCAUACACCUUUUGCAGUAUAUGCUUUGGGAUGAAGACUUUACUUCUUUCCCAGCAUUAAAUCUUAGAGGCUCUGAUAAAUCUGAGCAAUGUAUCACUGAGGGUGCCUUUUUUUUUCAUUUUGGUUUCAGUGUUGAUUGUAGGUCUCAAAUAAAUACAUGCAUUUUGGCUGCCUCUUAGUCAUACAAAAAAGUCUAAUCAUUUUGGAAAGCUGUUCCCAGCAGUUAUUACCAGUUACAUAAAUUUGUAUUUCCUUAAGGGGAAAAAAAAAAACAACCAUGGCUUGGCUGUAUGUUUGCCUGUAAAUCCACUAUGAAUACUCUUUUGAUAGACUUUUUGUUAUUAAGGAAAAGCAUAAACAAUACCAGUUCUAUCAGACUCUGCUUCCUACAGUUACCGUACAAAUAGCAAAGGGUUAGAUUGCUAUUUUGUCAUAAGCCGUAUUUAAUAAUAUAAAAUGCCUAUUUUUAUGCUGAUGCUUUUAUACAGAUUUAUUAAGAGUAAACUACAACUAACUGUUAGCACGACUUGCAAUGUUUUGAUAAACUAGCCAUGCUCCUGGGUUUGAAAUCAAGUAGGCUUGUCUUCCGUCUCAGCGGAAGAGAAGACUCUGUGUCUCAGAAGUUUGACUGUAAAUAUGUAUAUUUAACUUUGUACAGACAAUGUACUUACCUUGUAUAGAGAAAUAAUUUAAACACAUUGAAUGAAGGGAGGGACAAAAAGGCAGUUGUGAAAGGUUGGGAUUUUUUUCCACUUUUAUUUAAGUGAUGGAAUUCCAUGUAUGUUCACAUAAAGAGUUUUAGCACAAAAUAUUCAUUAUGAAAGGGUUUCAGAUAUGACACAAAGCACCACUGUUUAUUUUCUGCAGAAGAUAUCUUGAUUCCUGCAUCUUAUUUAUGGGGUUGUUGUUCUGCUUUGGGUUUGCCCUCCAGUUAUUUGCAACAAUGUUUAGGCCUGUUGCUAAGAUUGGAUAACACCAAAUAAAUCUAUCCAGCAAAGUAACAUGUUGAUAUUGAUUGUAUAUAACAUACUCAUUUAAAGGUUAAUUUUCUGUUCUUGCUCUUGCCAGUUUAAGUUAAACACACACACACACACACACACACACAUAACACACGUAUCCACACAAACCGCAACUUACUUUGUGUUGAUUUUUUGUUUCUUAUUGCAGUGGAUUACUAUUUGACAAUUAAUAAAUGGAAUUAUUGAAUUAC